ACGACUAGACUACGAGCGAUCGAGCGCGCAGAGUAGACUUGCUUGCGCAAGCAUAUUGAGCCCCAAAAUUACCUUCUGAACUGGAACUAAGCAGUAAAAGGCACUGUGGCUUUGCCAUAUCUUCUCUGCAGUUAGAAAAUAAGUCGAAAUAACCUACCACCCUUCAAAAUCAAAGCAGAACUAGCUUUUAAGAGGGAAAUCUAAAUUGUUGAUUUACUCUGCACACCGAAUACUACACGUGGGACUGUGAGAGUGAAAUGGGAGGAUCUAGACUCCAUCCAAAAUAUCCAUACACUUUAUAUUAUUUUAUAUUUUGUACUAUAAUAAAAAUUGUAAAAUUGUUUUCAAAAAUUUUUUAAUCAAUUAUUAUAUUUUAUUUCUUUGAUAAUAAGUCAUGAUUAAAAAAAACACGAAUAUUGUAUGAAAUAUAUUUAUCGGAGCGCGGCGUGCAGCCUCCUAGCUGCGCAUGCGCAUUAAUCUACAAAAGCCAUCACGCGACGUUGGUAAAGAACAAGAAGAUCUUCUCACGAAUUUCAAAGCCAAAGGACGAUAUUUUUACAGAAUUUUUAACACUAAAAACAAAGAGAAACAUAGGAAAGUUUACGGCUCAGUAUAACGAUGCUCGGGAUGAGGAGUUUGUGAGGCGUUUUUUCGUUAUUUGAAACACUGAGAGCCAAACAUGACGCAGUAUCUGCCUCCAAAUUUGUUGGCACUUUUCGCUCCACGCGAGCCCAUUCGUUAUCUUCCUCCACUGGACAAACUUCCAGAAGAGAAAAGAACCGACGGUUACAGCGGGAUUUCAAGCUAUGUUCAACUCUUUGAGGAUCCUGCAGACACCCCACCUCCAGCUCGGGGAGAAACAAGAGAAGAGAAGCGUCUUCGGAAGAUAAAGGAGAAAGAGGAGUCGUGCAAACAAAAGAUGGAAAGCGAAGUCUCAGAAUGGGAUGCCCACAGCAAUCCAAGUGCAACAUCAAAUGCCUUCAAGACACUCUUUAUAGCCCGUAUUAACUACGAUACCACAGAGUCUAAGCUGAGGAGAGAGUUUGAAUCAUAUGGUCCAAUCAAAAUGAUUAGCAUUGCCCAUGACAUCAACACCGGCAAACCGAAGGGAUAUGCUUUCAUAGAGUAUGCACACGAAAGAGACAUGCAUUCGGCCUACAAGUACGCAGACGGUAAGAAGAUCGACAAUCGCCGGGUUCUGGUGGAUGUGGAGAGAGCGAGGACAGUCAAGGGAUGGGUGCCAAGAAGACUAGGUGGUGGUCUAGGAGGGACCAGACGAGGAGGACCCGAUAUCAACUCGCGUCAUUCAGGAAGAGACGAUCCAUCCGGAAACAGGGAAAGAGAAAAGGAGCGUGAAAGGGAGGACGAGGAAAGAGAUCGCCGCGAAAGAGAAGAACCCGAGCGUGAUCGCGAAAGAGACCGGGAUCGUGAGAGGCGACGUGAUCGGGACAGAGAUCGCGACCGGGAUCGGCGGGAUAGAGAUCGCGAUCGCAGGAGGAGAGGAGAAAAUGACGAGCGGGAGAGAGAUCCGGACAGAGAGCGUGAUCGCGAGCGGGAGAGAGAUCCGGACAGAGAGCGUGAUCGGGAGAGAGAUCCGGACAGAGAGCGUGAUCGCGAGCGGGACCGAGGACGUCGUGACAGGGAUCGGGACCGUGAUCGAGAUCGCGAUCGCAGCAGGCGAGACAGGGAUCGCGAUCGCGACAGGGAUCGUGACCGCGACCGUGGUGAUCGCGACAGGAGACGGGAUCGUGACCGAGACCGCGAUGACGCGAGGCGCGAUGAGGGUCGGGAUGAGAGCAGGAAAGAUCAGUUUGAGGAUGAAGAUGGCAGGAAGGGUGAGUAUGAAGACCAACCAGAAGGCUAUAACCAGGAUCAAGAGGAACAAGGUGGAGGUGAUGGAUACCCAGAGCAAGAAAACCAGUACGGAGAGGACGAUCGCCAAGAGGCGGAUUUCCCCGCCGAGGAUUACCACGCCAAGCUCAAGGAAUACCGCGGGAUGGAAGCCGAAGACGAGAUCCAGAACGAAGACCAAUCCAACGGUCUCGCGCAGGAAGAACACGACGAUUCUUUUCAAAACACUUUCUAAACUUUUCCAUUUGGUACCCUGGUCGCCAUUUACCAGUUGUGAUUUUAAGUUUUAAUGAGGAAUGAAGACAAUAUCUUGAUUUUUUUUAAUGAAAUAGUAAAAACUUUGUUGGGAGGUAUCUCGGCAUUGAAUUAAAGAUUAAUUUUACCUGAUGAACGUCGUCUAUGAGAUCAGAAUGUUAUGAAAUUAUUUGCGUCAACAAUCCUAUUAGGAAUGACUUUGCACAUCAUUGAAAAGUACAUAGUGGAUGGUACUUUUUUUAUUUUUUUUAUAGUAACAAAAUGGGUAAGUAUGAUAGAUAAUGUUUAUGUUAAUAGGAUUUAAAUAAUUUGGGGGAUACACGUUUCUGUCAGCUUUCUAGCACAUGUCGUUCAGAAAUGGGUAAGUGUAAUUGUAUCUGCAAAUCACUGAUUUUUAAUCAUUGGGGGCAUAUUAUAUUUUCAUGUUUUUUCUUGGUUUUAUAACAUAUUAGUUACAAAAUAGGUAAGUGUGAAAAUUGAAUUAAAUCUGUAAAUCCUUGAUUUUAAGGUUGAUACCAAGAUUGAAGAAGUGGUUGGAUGGGGGGGGGGAUAUUUUAAUGUUACUAAGCACAUUUUUGGCCCUCACUCAAAAUAAGGGGGGGGGGAUUGAAUUACACUGUACAUGUAUUGUAUCAAUAAGUCAAUAUAGCUCUACAUGUAGAUACAGAAUGGAGGGGGGGGGGGCAUAGGUAUUGGUGUCUGCAGAAAAGGUAGUUAAUGUAUAUAUGUGUACCUUUUUUCUCUUGUUUUUUUAUGCUCAAUUAUGCAUUGUUUUGUUCAUCAUAGAUGUGAAUACUCAUUGAUUUAACCCCAAGAGGAUUACUGACUCCUCCGGGCCUGCCGGAUUUUAUACAAUUUAAUGUAAUCCCAUCAUUUUCCUCCAGUUCCGUGCUAAUUCAAGAUUCACAAGUUAUGUUUGGGUAAGAUAUUACAAGCUGUUCUUGUCUCCUUUUUACACUAACAAGCUCAAUUGCACAUUUCCGAAUUCUCAUCAUGGUUUUGAAAGUAGAGUCAAAGAUCAAUUGUUCAUUUCUCAAUUCUCAACUCUGUGAUGUAUGGAAGGAUAGUUGAAUGCACCAGAGUCUGCACAAUCAAAGUACUUUCCCUCAAUACAGGCAUGCCAACCGUUACUAUUUUAGAGUGUUUGUUCCUCGUUUUUGCUAUGAAUACGCCAAUACUUCUUUUUAAUGAUUUGUUACUUUAAAAAAAUUCCAAUCAUGGAGUAUGUAGUAUAGCGCGCAAUACUAGCGCCAGACCAGUAAAAAUCACUGUUGGGCCAGUAACUUGUAACAAAUAAAUUCUUGCCUAUGAGCAAAUGUUUAAAGGGGUGAAUUAUCAAGUUUUCUAGUAGAGUCAUUAUGUUUUUUUACCAAUUUCUUUACAACAGGCUGGUGAUUGUUACGUUGAGACAAAUAUUUAAAAAAAAAAAUUUGUUCAAAAAAUACUUUUUCUCCCUUCUAAGAAUAUUUUUUUGUCGAAGGUUGGCAGGUCUGUUAAUAGUCAAUAGAUCUACUCUACCCUGAUACUCUAAUUGUAUGUGCUAUCAAGCUUACAAAUCAGCUAUACGAUCAUUCGCUAAUAAGCCUUGUGUUGCAGACUCCAGAUUUGUUUUACUUCAUCUAAUUAAGAAAUACAUGUACACUUAAUUCUCUGUUACACUAAAUCUCCUUGUAAUACAUGUAUGUAAACCACAUACCACCCACAGUAUAUAUAAUGUAGUUUAGGCUGUAUGUGACUCCCACAAAAUGAGUAGCUUCAACCUUGUAUGAUAUACACUUUAUUCCAUUAAAUACUAGCAAUGUGUCAUUGUCAUCUUUCAGGAUAAUACUAAUCCAAUUUUGACAAUUAAAUCAAGCUAAACCAGACUUGUAAAAAAAAGGGGGGGGGGUUCUAGGUGCCAUUUUUUUAAAUAAAAAAAUAACGUUUUCUUUUUCGUCAUAUUACUGUAACUUUUUCUCCACGGUUUGCUAUGUUUUAUUUUCCUAACAGGCAACACAGUUUGUACAUUGGAUCUAAUAAGUGGUUUGUAUUUGCAUUUCCGGAAUAAAAGUAAACUGUAUGUAUUAUGUA
Lytechinus pictus (painted urchin) is the source of this 4176-nucleotide messenger RNA. RefSeq names its product U1 small nuclear ribonucleoprotein 70 kDa-like. Gene Ontology annotation, biological process: mRNA splicing, via spliceosome. The coding region runs from base 680 to 2086 and encodes 468 amino acids. Gene Ontology annotation, cellular component: precatalytic spliceosome; U2-type prespliceosome; U1 snRNP. NCBI's taxonomy places the organism in Eukaryota, Metazoa, Echinodermata, Echinoidea, Temnopleuroida, Toxopneustidae. The record is from RefSeq and is a predicted model, not a curated record. The transcript has 8 exons. Gene Ontology annotation, molecular function: mRNA binding; U1 snRNA binding.